Molecule: messenger RNA, 2534 nt
Organism: Paecilomyces variotii
Lineage: Eukaryota; Fungi; Ascomycota; Eurotiomycetes; Eurotiales; Thermoascaceae
Product: fungal-specific transcription factor domain protein
Exons: 4
Coding region: 181-2382 (733 amino acids)
Biological process (GO): DNA-templated transcription
Cellular component (GO): nucleus
Molecular function (GO): DNA binding; zinc ion binding; DNA-binding transcription factor activity, RNA polymerase II-specific
Source: RefSeq, a predicted model, not a curated record
UUAGCCGGUUAUACACUUUUAGCUCUAGCGCGAUGAUUAUAACCCCGUAUUAACUAUUAGCUCGAAUUAUUAGUCAAUCCAAAGACUAAGAAUUUAGAGUACGGCUUUCUCCCCGAUAGAAUGGGGUGAUGGAUCAGAGCGACAACUCCGACAUUCAACAAGCAAGGACUCCUUUGUUCGAUGGCGAGUAACUCUUCCCCGAAUUGCAUUCCUGGCAGUCCGCGUCCAUAUCGAUCUAAACGACGUCGCCCAUGUGAUCGCUGUCGCCAUCGCAAGCUGGGCUGCCGGAUCGAUCAUGAACCCCCGUGCGAACGUUGCAAAGCAGCACGGGUGGACUGCACUUUCGUCCUGGCCGUUGAACCUCGAUCCAAUAAAGUGAAGAGGCAGGAUCUCGACUUGGGGAGAGAGAUGCUCAAUUGGGAUGCUAUAGCGGCAUCUGAAGGCUUCCCAGACAGCUCGCUGGAUCGGUAUGGCGACUUUACGCCGAAAACAUCAGCAGGCGAAGAUGCCAUGGAAGAUGUGCUAUCGCCACAGGUCUACCAUGAAGAAGAUCCCACAACAGAGGAUAAACCUAUUAAUGGCAUUCAUAGCGUAGAUAUCGGGGGUGCCCCGGAUCUAUCUCCUGCAUCCUCGAUCAAUCAGAACUCGUCGCCGCAGGGUGUCGGUUCCGAGACUUAUCAGAGAGAGGAUCAUGCAUCAACAAAUCAUUCGCUUGAUGAAAUGCAAGACUUCACUGCGAAGUUGUUCGGAAUAUCUGCAGAGUCAGAUCCAUGGCUGCUACGACACUGUCGAUUUGAUGAGCACGGCCUUCGCAGAUUCUACAAGGUGCAUUUUCGGAAUGUAGCUGAUAUCAGCGAACCAGAGCAGGUCCCUGUUCAUUUCAUGAUUGCUUCAAAUGACCUUGUAGAGGGAUUUAAGAGUGACACCGCACCAUCUUCUUCAGAAAACGAUCUGAGGACUGAACUGGAAAAUCUCAUUCCUACGGAAGAUGGUCGCAGAUUGUUCAAACUGUUCUUAACACAUGUAUUUCCAUUGUUUCCUGUCGUGUCACGCUCACAGCUACGAGUCAUGGCGCCGUCUUUACUGCCAGAUGUUUCAGAGCUUCAAAAGAUCCCCACGCAUUUGCUGGCAGCUGUUUAUGCUUCUGCUAUACCAUUUGUGCCAUACGACAGUUACUUGUGUGUUUCAAAUGUCUACAGGAAGCCGCCAGCGGACCAGAUAUGGAGAAUUGCCUAUCGCGACAUCCAGAUACACAUGCACAAUCCGCGGCUUUCGGUACUUCAGGCAGCACUUCUCUAUCAGCACAAACCUCGAUCAGGAUCCACAAGUGCUGUUGCAGAUACCCCUUUCCAUUCAUCCUUCAUGGGGAGUGUCGUUGGCCUUGCAACUUCUCUAGGAUUACAUCUAGACUGUCAGGCCUGGCGUAUUCCAUGGUGGGAGAAACGUUUGCGCAGGAGAUUAUGGUGGAUAACGUUUUCGGAAGAUAAAUGGCGCAGCCUUUCCUCUGGCCGUCCCUCGUUUAUCAAUAGAGACGACUGGCAAGUGUCGGAGCUCACAGAUGACGACUUCGAAAUGGAUACCGUGCCAUCAAAUCUCGACACCAUUCUUAAUGUAUCUAGCAACGAGGUACAGCAAGCGCUUCCCUUCCGUCUUAUUUGCAGUCUGGCACAGAUCGCGGAAGAUGUCUAUAAAGCUUUCUAUACUGUGCGCACUAUUGGAGAAUUAUCUACGAAUAUCCGUGGCUCAUUAGAGACAGUCCGCCCUCUCCGUGGACAACUGAGCCGCUGGUAUGCGUCUCUUCCAGAGUCACUACGGUUACGCAAGAUAUUUGAGUCUGAGCCUUCAAUUGAAGAGGUAGGACUAACAGCCCCCGUGCACUUCGCCUAUUUGACCCUAGAGUUAUAUCUCUACCGUGCCGUGCUACGUCCGCUGGCGAGGAGCGGACCAACAGGCCCUCAAUGCGUUGCGUUGGACAAUUCAGCAACGCAAGACGAUUUCGCUAUAGACCCAGACAUUCGUGCUGGUGCAGAGGCAGUCAUUGAUGCAGCCGAGAGGUGCGCUGAAGUAGUGAUUGAAUUCGUUACGAAUCUUAACUCGUCUGAUUUCUGCGGGUUCUGGUAUUCGUGGUCACGAGUUGGCUUUGCAGUCAUGUCGAAUUUCGUCGUGCUACUGCUCAUCCAGGCUCCGACAGAAGCCCGCGCAGCCAAGGCUCGCAGGCUUGUGGACAGAUGGAGAAAGGUCUUACGCCUACAGAGCCGGUAUCAUGAACAGAUGAACUUGGGUAUGCUGCGGCUGGACGCAAUGCACUGGAUCGGACUCGACGAGACUUUUAAACUCUCUUCUCGUGUUGAUAACGCCAUACACGCCAAUCUCGUCGAAUAGAAAGAGAGCAGACCAUCUCGUCUUACACGGUCUUCCUUUUCACAACUUGCCAAACCAACAACCUCUGCGGCUUAUGAACCAGAACUUCAGGCUCAUGUCCAGUUCCAUGGAGGCCGAAGAAAAGUUUCAUGUGACACUUCACGCUGUACUGU